This is a messenger RNA of Saccharomyces mikatae IFO 1815, 987 nucleotides long. It is a transcript of the gene EAT1, whose product is annotated as putative hydrolase. Gene Ontology annotation, cellular component: mitochondrion. The record is from RefSeq and is a predicted model, not a curated record. NCBI's taxonomy places the organism in Eukaryota, Fungi, Ascomycota, Saccharomycetes, Saccharomycetales, Saccharomycetaceae. Bases 1 to 987 code for a protein of 328 amino acids. The transcript has a single exon.
AUGUCAAAACUAGUGCCUAAUAAGGGAUUGCCUUAUAAAAAAAUUGUUCAGUUAUCAUUCCAUAGAACGCGCUUGCCAUCAGAUGUUUUAUCACCAAAGACAUUCAAGCAAAGGCCUGCAAUAGUUAACAUCCAUGGCCUCUUAGGCUCACACGUGAUGUUUCACUCUUUUAACAAGUUCCUUUCAAGAAAGAUUGACGCUGACAUUUUUUCUGUUGAUGUAAGAAAUCACGGCAUUUCACCAAAGGCCCUACCUUACGAUUAUGCUACAUUAACCGGUGAUUUGAUACAUUUUAUUGAAACUCAUAUUGGCUCGGAAAGACCUAUAUACUUACUCGGAUUCUCAAUGGGUGGCAAAAUUGCACUAUUAGCCACGUUGUACAAGCAUAUCAAUGUACGAAAAUGUAUAUCGAUUGAUUUACCGCCUUAUGAAACCCCAGAGCUAGAUCCUAUGAUAAUACAAAAUUAUGAUUUAAUAAUGCGAAUAAUUCGUAGAGAUGUCAAAAUUUUAAGAGGUUCUCCUAAUUGGCAAAAGAAGGUUCUUGAACUUUUCAAAGGUUUAGACUGUAAUAAAAGGAAAUGUGGUGGAGCCGUAGCACUUUACUUUGCCAAUGGUUUUCUUUCCGUAAAAUCAAAUAAUGUAUCCCAAGCACCAUCGCACUAUGGACAACAGCAUGGUAGAGAGACUGAUCCCUAUAUAAAAUUUUCGAUACCCCUUUCCAGCAUGCCUCACUUGUUAGAUGAAGUAAAAAAGUGGCCGGACUUAUCCAAUAAUGAGGACUUCUUUUCAAAGGGCGUAGAUAAUCGUAAAGUUUUAUUCAUGAGAGGCCUGCAGUCUAACUUUAUUAACAACAACUAUUCCCUCUUACGGGACAGCUUUCCUUUUGCUGAUGUUCAGGAAUUUAAUACUGGGCAUAAUUUAUUAUUCGAGGAUCCAGAUGGUUCAUUCAAAUGCAUUCUGGACUUUUUUUGUGGAAGAGAGCGCUAG